Molecule: messenger RNA, 963 nt
Organism: Aspergillus pseudotamarii
Lineage: Eukaryota; Fungi; Ascomycota; Eurotiomycetes; Eurotiales; Aspergillaceae
Product: short chain dehydrogenase reductase
Exons: 3
Coding region: 1-963 (320 amino acids)
Molecular function (GO): oxidoreductase activity
Source: RefSeq, a predicted model, not a curated record
AUGACUAGUAUCCAGCUCACACUAGAGGAUAUCCCUUCGUUGGAGGGUAAGGUGGUGGUUCUUACAGGCGGCGCCUCCGGUAUUGGCCUGGCAGCUAGUCGGAUCUUUGCGCACAAGGGAGCACAAGUCCAUAUUCUAGACAUUGUACCCAUUGAUGAGGACUUUGACAUCUACGAGAUCCCUGGUCAGUCGAGUGGUGACUCUCCAAAGCUAGAUCCGAGCUCUGGGGGUUCCAUCCACUUUAGGAAGUGCGAUAUUACGGACUGGAGCUGCCUCCGAGACACUUUCCUUUCCUUUGACCACAUUGACAUUGUUGUCGCCAAUGCAGGUGUAUCUCAGGACCCAGACUACUUCACCGAUACUUUGGAUGAGAGUGGCCAGCUUAAAGAACCAGCCCAUCAUGUCGUCGACGUUAACUUUCGCUCGACAUUAAACCUCACGAAGCUCGCCCUUCGACAAUUUCAGAAGCAAGGCCCAGGGAGCAGUCUUGUCAUUACCGCGAGUAGCACUGCGUAUUCGCCUGAGCAGAGCCUGCCAAUUUACAGCGCCACCAAAAGUGCUCUCAUCGGCUUAAUCCGAGGACUGCGUCCGAUGGCAGAGGUCUAUGGGGCUACUGUUAACGGAGUGGCACCAGCCGCUACCAUCUCCAAGCUCUUACCCGGAAAUCUCGCACUGCCUAUCAAGGCUGCAGGAGCACCCAUUAGCAGCUCCUUCCACGCCGGUCUUGCGGUAGCAUUUUCAGCUGUUGCGCAGCAGGCGCGCUCCGUUGAGCUGUACGGUAGAGAUGACCCCGCAAAGGUAGCAUUGCCAGGCCGGUGGAAUGGCCGGGUCAUCGUAACUUUGGGUGACAGAUGGACGGAGGUGGAGGAGCCAAUUGCGACAUUGCGCUCGCAGUGGUUCGGGGAAUAUAACACAGAGCAGACCGCACUACAACAGAAGCUGACCGAUUUACGGGGGGUGUAG